CAUUCUGUCUGUUGUCUAGCCUCUGGCCCCUGGGCCUUGCCUCUGCCUUCUGGCUCUAGUUGUUGGGUUAAAUAUAUCACAAAUUAAUUAAACCGCAAACCUAAGGCCACCAACAAUUUCAUUAUAAACAAACAAACAAACAAACAAACAACCCCCAACGGCCAACGCCAACCCAUCGUCCUCUCUGUUUUACCCCAACUCUCACCGUCCCGUUCCGACCGUUCAAACCCUCCUUCUCGAUGACCCGACAAAAUUCACAGAACCAAAGAAGAACAUAAAAUAUUCUUCAAAUUUUUUAAUUUUUUUCUUUAUUUCAAAUUAAUAAUUGCGUAAAAUAAAAACUAAUAUAAAAAAAAUCUCCAAAACACCAUCACUCUCACUCUCUUCUUCACUCUACAACUAAGGUACACCAUACACCCUCACUAUCUUUUGCAGGCCAUUUUCUCUCUUUUCCCCUCUUUCUCUCGCAUUUGCUUUGAUUUCCCAGUUCGGAGUACUCUGCUGCUGUUCUCUCUCUUUCUCUCUCACAAGGCUUGGGUUUCGGCAUUAUCAUGUGAAACCCUAGCUUGCCUAGGGCUAGUUAGGGUUUUGGCGAGAUCCGUGCAGAGCCACCAAGCGCGCGCUUCGCAAUGGGCAAUUGUUGCAGAUCUCCGGCCGCCGUCGCCAGGGAGGACGUGAAAUCGAACUUUUCCGGCCACGAUCACGGCCGGAGGGACUCCAGCGCCGGGAAGAAGGCUCCGACGACAGUGUUGACCGGCGUGCCCAAGGAGAACAUCGAGGAGAAGUACUUGGUGGAUCGAGAGCUAGGCCGCGGCGAGUUCGGCGUCACGUACCUCUGUAUCGACCGCCACAGUCGUGAGCUCUUGGCCUGCAAGAGCAUUUCGAAGCGGAAGCUCAGGACUGCAGUGGACAUCGAGGAUGUGAGGCGCGAAGUGGCGAUUAUGAAGCAUUUGCCGAAGAAUUCGAGCAUCGUGAGCUUGAAGGAGGCUUGUGAGGACGAAAAUGCCGUGCAUUUGGUGAUGGAGUUGUGCGAGGGCGGUGAGCUCUUCGAUCGGAUUGUGGCCAGGGGGCAUUAUACGGAGCGAGCUGCUGCGGCGGUCACCAGGACCAUUGUUGAGGUCGUGCAGCUCUGUCACAAGCAUGGAGUGAUUCAUAGGGACUUGAAGCCCGAGAACUUCUUGUUCGCGAACAAGAAGGAGAAUUCGCCUCUCAAGGCCAUUGAUUUCGGCCUGUCUAUAUUCUUCAAGCCAGGUGAGAGAUUCUCAGAAAUUGUUGGAAGUCCAUACUACAUGGCUCCUGAGGUUCUCAAGCGGAAUUAUGGGCCAGAAAUAGAUAUAUGGAGUGCAGGAGUUAUACUCUAUAUUUUAUUGUGUGGGGUUCCCCCUUUUUGGGCGGAGUCUGAACAAGGGGUUGCACAGGCCAUUCUUCGUGGACUGAUAGAUUUCAAACGUGAUCCAUGGCCCAACAUUUCGGAGAGUGCCAAGAGUUUAGUUAGGCAAAUGUUGGAGCCAGACCCAAAGCUACGAUUGACUGCAAAGCAAGUGCUUGAGCAUCCUUGGCUCCAAAAUGCUAAGAAAGCUCCAAACAUUCCCCUUGGAGAUGUUGUCAAGUCAAGGCUUAAGCAGUUUUCAAUGAUGAACAGAUUCAAAAGAAAAGCCCUAAGGGUUAUUGCGGAUUUCUUUUCCAUUGAUGAAGUUGAAGACAUUAAGGAGAUGUUUAAGAAGAUAGACACUGAUAAUGAUGGCAUUGUUUCAAUUGAAGAGUUAAAAUCUGGACUUCGAAAUUUUGGAUCCCAACUUGCCGAGUCUGAAGUUCAAUUGCUUAUUGAAGCUGUUGAUACUAACGGGAAGGGAACCCUGGACUAUGGAGAAUUUAUUGCUGUUUCCCUCCACCUACAGAGAAUGGCCAACGAUGAACAUCUUCACAAGGCAUUUUCCUACUUUGACAAAAAUAGCAACGGCUACAUUGAGCCAGACGAGCUCCGCGAUGCACUGAUGGAAGAUGGGGCAGACGAUUGUACAGAUGUAGCAAAUGACAUCUUUCAAGAAGUGGACACAGACAAGGAUGGGCUUAUCAGCUACGACGAAUUUGUUGCCAUGAUGAAAACUGGGACAGACUGGAGAAAGGCUUCUCGACAUUACUCAAGAGGGAGAUUCAACAGUCUAAGCAUAAAACUGAUGAAGGAUGGGUCCAUAAAUUUGGGGAAUGAGUGAAACAUAGACAAGUUCAGUCAUUGGAUUAUUGAUACAAAAGAAGUAUCGGGUCAUUUCCGGCACAUCAUCUGCCUGCUUUCUUUUGUGAUUAUUGUUAGGGUCCCUUGAUUUAGGAUGGGGCUCCUUUUUGCUUGGGUGCCUGCCAUACAAGGAUCCUGGAGGGGGCCGGGAACACUUAUUUUGUCGCGGCGAGCAUUUAAUCGUGUAAAACACAUGGUACCUCGUAGCUAUGGCACAGCGUGUAUGAUUCUGUCCUAUUCUUGUCCACUCCAACCUUCGUCUGUAGCUGUAUUUUGCUUGAUCAUAUUGGAUUCAACUUUGUCGUAUUGUGUUAUACUUUUCAAAGAAAUAUGGUCUUGUAGUGUGCUUCGAUUAAAAUGAGUUGUUGUUGGGCUUCUAGCCCCGCAUUUUCCCCCAUACAAAA
Prunus mume (Japanese apricot) is the source of this 2637-nucleotide messenger RNA. RefSeq names its product calcium-dependent protein kinase 13 (gene CPK13). NCBI's taxonomy places the organism in Eukaryota, Viridiplantae, Streptophyta, Magnoliopsida, Rosales, Rosaceae. The record is from RefSeq and is a predicted model, not a curated record. Gene Ontology annotation, molecular function: protein kinase activity; calcium ion binding; ATP binding. Gene Ontology annotation, biological process: protein phosphorylation.